Messenger RNA from Esox lucius (northern pike), 1265 nucleotides. RefSeq names its product nitrilase family, member 2 (gene nit2). Gene Ontology annotation, biological process: oxaloacetate metabolic process; L-glutamine metabolic process. The record is from RefSeq and is marked provisional. Gene Ontology annotation, cellular component: mitochondrion. Gene Ontology annotation, molecular function: omega-amidase activity. Lineage: Eukaryota; Metazoa; Chordata; Actinopteri; Esociformes; Esocidae.
GUAUUUUAUUGUAAAUAAAUAAAAACGUCCACUGCCAGGAACAAAUCCUGCAAUCCGACGAAAGUGCGAAUGUCUGCAUUGGUUAAGAGCAUGUCUAAGUUCCGACUGGCAGUGAUCCAAUUACAUGUGACAAAGGUCAAAGCCGACAACCUGUCGAGAGCGCGGGGUCUGGUCAAAGAAGCAGCCAGAGAGGGGGCUAAAAUCGUGGUCUUACCUGAGUGCUUCAACUCACCUUAUGGAAGCAGCUUCUUCCCUGAGUAUGCAGAGAAGAUCCCUGGAGAGUCCAGUCAGGUUCUGUCUGAGGUAGCCAAGGAGAACAGGGUGUUCCUGGUCGGAGGGUCUCUCCCUGAAGAGGACACAGGGAAGCUGUAUAACACGUGUCCAGUCUUCGGUCCCGACGGCGGCCUGUUGCUCAAACACAGGAAAAUUCACCUGUUUGACAUCGAUGUCCCAGGGAAGAUCCGUUUCCAGGAGUCUGAGACACUGAGUCCAGGCAGCAGUCUGUCAGUGUUUGAAACGCCCUACUGUAAGGUGGGAGUGGGGAUCUGCUAUGACAUGAGGUUUGCAGAGCUGGCACAACUCUACACCAAGAAGGGCUGUCAGCUGUUGGUUUACCCUGGAGCCUUCAACAUGACCACAGGACCAGCCCACUGGGAGCUGCUGCAGAGAGCCAGGGCGCUUGAUAACCAAGUUUACGUGGCCACCGCUUCCCCUGCCAGAGAUGAAGCCGCCUCCUACGUGGCCUGGGGUCACAGUAGUGUUGUUAACCCCUGGGGUGAGGUUCUCUCCAAGGCUGGGUCAGAGGAGGCCAUUGUUUAUGCAGACAUUGACCUGGAAUAUUUGGCUGAUGUCCGUCAACAGAUCCCCAUCAAUACCCAGCGUCGCGCUGACCUCUACACAGUAAAAGCUGUGCAAGAAGAAUGACCACAACCCAGUGAAAAAUACCAGGAGGGACUUAGAAUCUCUGAUCUAUAUGCUAUGAGAGACAUUGAGAUAUAAGUCUGAGCUAUUCAGUAUCUGCUACAUUUCACAACCCAAAUGAUGUGAAAGACUUUGUUAGUAUGGAAGCAGAUGGACGGAGAGGACAACUUGACUAAAACAUUAUUAGUGCCUAGAUGAUUCAUUAAUCAUGAGUCAGUAAAUUCUGUCAGAAAAAUUAUUAAUGAUUCACAGAGCUUGGAUUGAUUGGGAUAUACAUACAAAAAUAUAUUUUAAUUUAAGAAAACAUUUUUUGGAAACAGAUUAAACAAAUACAUAUUGUAUUG